AUGGGGAAUUUCAGGGGGAAUGCGGCGGUCGUGUCGCGGCUGCGCGCGGAUCUCUUAAUUGAGACGUGGACGCGGCGCGCCGUGCGACGCCGCGCCGGCCGAUUUGUUGGAUUCCGGCCGAUUAAUUAUGAAUUAAAGGGCUUAAAUCGACGUCCACACGCUGCGAUCGCCGCCGGCGGACUCGGGCGAUCGCUAACGAACGGAAUUAAUGAACGCACCUUUGCG
Messenger RNA from Iphiclides podalirius (scarce swallowtail), 225 nucleotides. The record is from the annotation of a GenBank genome assembly. NCBI's taxonomy places the organism in Eukaryota, Metazoa, Arthropoda, Insecta, Lepidoptera, Papilionidae.